AUGGAUAAUAACCAUGUCCCUCUGCGAUUUAGAGGACGCGGCGGCCGGCGCACGGUUCUUCCUUCAUAUCCCCAUCACAACAGAGUAGAAACAACCAGCGAAAUCAGCGGGCCAUCUGAUGUAGAAAAGCCAAAUGCACAUGACGACACCAAUCAGCGCAAAGAGUUCUACCCUUGUUUGAAAGAUGUUUCUGAAGUUAGGGAACUACUUUCCCGAUUGUGGUCGACAUCGUCGUCAACGUCAACACCGUCAAAAAGACGAUGUGUCAUGUUGCCGGAUGAGGUGAUUGAUAUCAUUCUAGAUGAGGCGGAGUAUUGGCCGAGCGUGGUGACGACACUCAACACGAUACCAUUUGUAAUUGCUGCAGAUGGAGAUACAGAAUGCUUGAAAACGCCGCCACUAUGUUAUAGUCUCGUCAAAGACGGACUCAAAGAGGACGAUGCGUCUUCGUCGGCGGUCGAACAAAGCGCGCGACAGAUUCUGCUACACAGAGGCAUUCAUCCGUGCCGCAAGAUUGUCUUUGAUAUAUCGUCUCAUGAUCAAGGCUGGGGUGGAGAGAGUGCUCACAGAGGCACAUUUGAGGGAUCCUGGACAUGGUUUGAUGCAUACAUCAGACCUUCAACCAACAAAGACGGUGGCGUAGAUGAAGAUCGCAGAACCUCUGUUACGACUACCACAACCACCACGACUACAUCGAGAUCAACAGAUUCUAGCUCUCCAUCAGGAGGGCCAGUUUCGACCACUCCAAGACCAUUUCUCCCAGAGGCCACCAAAUUACAAUGCAACCGCACGGCAACCAUCAAUUCAACAGAUUACCACAUUGUCUGGCACUACCUCGAUGACGUGGCCGCCGACUCACCAGAAGCAGAGCAAAUCGAACGAGAGACGGGCCGAGGCCUCGCAACUCUUGAUGGAACUGCGGUACGAAACAUGAAAGUCGGCGAUGAGGUCUCUGUAUGGUUACGGGCACGGUUUGCAGGAUGGCGGAAUCAUGUGGAUAAGAUGUCUGUUAGGGUAUUUUGGGCAGCUUGA
Messenger RNA from Talaromyces amestolkiae, 1032 nucleotides. RefSeq lists its product as uncharacterized. The transcript has a single exon. The coding region runs from base 1 to 1032 and encodes 343 amino acids. The record is from RefSeq and is a predicted model, not a curated record. NCBI's taxonomy places the organism in Eukaryota, Fungi, Ascomycota, Eurotiomycetes, Eurotiales, Trichocomaceae.